This is a messenger RNA of Arabis nemorensis, 756 nucleotides long. The record is from the annotation of a GenBank genome assembly. NCBI's taxonomy places the organism in Eukaryota, Viridiplantae, Streptophyta, Magnoliopsida, Brassicales, Brassicaceae.
AUGGUCAGGACUCAUUGCGCCAUAAAGAUUUUGGGGACGACGAAGAAAAAGGAAUCAUUUCUAAUGGACGCAUUGGGUGGUUGCGGCGGCGCUAACAAUUUCUGGGGUUGGAAUGGCUUCGAUCAGAGGAGGAAGAAGAAGUCUUCCGGCGAUAGAAGUAAGAAACGGAACUCUGGAUCGUCGGAUUCCGUCGACGUGAGCAGAAACGCCGGUUAUCGGUUUCCAUUGAAGCAAGCUGUGACUGCCGGGGCACUCGCUUUCACCGGAGACACGAUCGCUCAGUUAUCUGGCCGGUGGAAAAAGAGAACUGCACUGAAUCAUUCUGAUAAACCAGACGAGGGAGAAUUGUGGAACAUUUUCUCAGAACAUGACUGGGUUCGUGCGUUGCGGAUGAGUUCUUACGGGUUUCUCUUGUACGGACCUGGUUCUUAUGCGUGGUAUCAAUACCUUGACCAUUCUUUGCCUAAACCAACCGCUACAAAUCUAGUGCUUAAGGUUUUGCUUAAUCAAGUAAUCCUCGGUCCAUCUGUGAUCGCUGUUAUAUUUGCUUGGAACAACUUAUGGUUGGGAAAGCUCUCUGAGCUUGGAAACAAGUAUCAGAAAGAUGCUCUUCCAACACUUCUAUACGGAUUUCGCUUCUGGGUUCCCGUUAGCAUACUCAACUUUUGGGUAGUCCCGCUUCAAGCUCGUGUAGCUUUCAUGUCCAUGGGUUCUGUGUUUUGGAACUUCUACUUGUCUUCAACUAUGAGCAAGUAG